AUGGCUCCAGGAAUUAGGUUCAGCAAGAGAGUGAGGACAGGUCCACAACCAGAGGAGCAAUCUUCAAAAAGGCUUCACUCUACAGAGACAGAUGGCCACAAUGUACAGGAACCAACAUAUGCUCCUACACAGCGAGCACCAAGGAGACCCAGGGCAGCAACUAAGGGAAAACAACUGGACAGGAUGACUAAAGUUAUGCAAAGGAGACUGCCCAUAGCUGUUGAGGAAGGCAAAAAAAGGCCACAUGAACCUGUUCAAGCUGCCAAGUUUGCAUCAGAGGCUGGCAUCAUUAUUCGGGAAACCAUGCCUAUCCUAACUCAUUGGAAAGAUUACAAGGACGACCAGAAAUACUACAACAGCUUUGUGUCACAGCUAAAUGGGCGCUUGUCCGUUAACACUGAGGACAAGGCAACAAAGGAAGCUUGCACCGAUAUGCUACGCUCUGCGGUAAAAAACCAGUGUUAUCGGCUCAAGCAGAAAUACUUCAAUGGUGUACCUGCAAAUGAGAUUAUGAUAACUUCUCCUGUAUCUUACAUGACUGAUGAACAGUGGAGGGCAUUAGUUGCAAAGUGGUCUGAUCCAAAGAACAUGGAAAUAAGUGAAAAGAACAAGCAGAACUGCAGUCAAGUCAAGUUUCAUCAGGCUACAGGUUCUCGCUGCUAUGUGGCACACUUACAUGCAUAUAAGCAGAAGAGAAACAGAGAAGAACCCAGCUUAGAUCAGACUGAAGAACUAGAUGCGGUGGACGCCUUCAAGACCUGCCAUACCAGCUCCAAACGUGGCCUGGGUGAACCGGCAAAAGAAGCACUUUCUCAUAUGGAGGCUUUGAGGGCUGAACCUGUUGCUGAAGGUGAGAUGCCAGCAUCCAGUGUGCACCUUGUGUCCAAGGUGCUGUCCCAGAGCAGCUCACACCAAUUCCUAAAGAGCGUCGGCAUCAAAACAUCGGCAUCCUCCAAGGCAUCAUCAUCAAAUCAAAGUGAGCUUCGGGAACAACUUGCAGCUGAAGCGACGGCUGCUGUUCAAGACGAGGAGGAUAACGAAUACGACUGA
Messenger RNA from Zea mays, 1050 nucleotides. RefSeq lists its product as uncharacterized. The record is from RefSeq and is a predicted model, not a curated record. The coding region runs from base 1 to 1050 and encodes 349 amino acids. NCBI's taxonomy places the organism in Eukaryota, Viridiplantae, Streptophyta, Magnoliopsida, Poales, Poaceae. The transcript has 7 exons.